Messenger RNA from Protopterus annectens (West African lungfish), 3024 nucleotides. RefSeq names its product dihydrouridine synthase 2 (gene DUS2). The transcript is spliced from 17 exons. Gene Ontology annotation, cellular component: cytoplasm. Bases 164 to 1687 code for a protein of 507 amino acids. The record is from RefSeq and is a predicted model, not a curated record. Gene Ontology annotation, biological process: tRNA dihydrouridine synthesis. Lineage: Eukaryota; Metazoa; Chordata; Ceratodontiformes; Protopteridae. Gene Ontology annotation, molecular function: tRNA dihydrouridine synthase activity; tRNA binding; flavin adenine dinucleotide binding.
UGACGUCAACGGGCGUCGCAGGGAAACGAUAGUGACAUGUGCCGCAACUUUCCCCGGCAGAGUGACAACAGCUGUAACUUGCAUUAGUGGUGUGCAGGUUGCUUGUAAACACUGCCAGUUAGCCAUUUUGUGGGGAUAUUUCUUCAUAUUUGCUCCUAAGAUUAUGAAGCAAGACAUAGUGAAACAGUCUGUAAGCAAACUAUGUUUCAGGAACAAGGCCAUUCUCGCCCCCAUGGUACGUGUUGGGACCCUGCCAAUGAGAUUGCUUGCUUUGGAGUAUGGAGCUGACACUGUGUAUUGUGAGGAGAUGGUUGACAUAAAAAUGUUGCAGUGUAGAAGAGUUAUUAAUGAUGUGCUUGAGACUGUUGAUUUUGUGGCUCCAGAUGAAAGAGUUGUAUUUAGAACCUGCAAGAAAGAGAAAGACUUUGUUGUCUUCCAAAUGGGAACAGCGGAUGCAGAGAGAGCAUUAGCAGUUGCUAAACUUAUUGAAAAUGAUGUUGCUGCUAUUGACGUUAACAUGGGCUGCCCAAAAGAAUAUUCCACAAAGGGAGGAAUGGGAGCCGCACUCUUGACCAAUCCUGAUAAGGUCGAAUCUAUUCUAAGCACACUGGUGAAAGGGAUUUCCAAGCCAGUGACUUGUAAAAUUCGAAUUCUGCCUUCUCUUGAAGAUACAAUAAGUCUUGUAAAGCUCAUUGAAAGAACCGGGGUCAGUGCUGUGGCCGUGCAUGGACGGGUGAAGGAAGAGAGACCACAGCAUCCGGUUCAUUGUGAUGUCAUGAAGGCCAUCUCUGAGGCACUUUCCAUUCCUGUCAUAGCAAAUGGUGGGUCUCAUGACUACAUUAAAGAAUUUUCUGACCUGGAGACUUUUAAACAGCUAACAGGUGCAGCUUCUGUAAUGGUGGCACGUGCUGCUAUGUGGAACCCCUCUAUUUUUAGGAAAGGAGGACUUUUACCUUUGGAGGAAGUUAUGAAGGAAUACAUCAAAUAUGCAAUAAAAUAUGACAAUUACUAUUCCAACACAAAGUACUGUUUAUGUCAGAUGUUACGGGAACAGUUGGAGUCACCGCGGGGGAAGAAGUUACAUGCUGCUCAGUCCUCACAAGAAAUCUGUGAGAUCUUCGAACUGGAAGAUUUCUACAAAGAAACUGCAGAAAUGUUACAGGCCAGGAAAGCAGCACUGAAGGUCCAGACACAGGAAGAAGACCAGGCAGAAGACACUGAUGUUAUAAAAAUGGCGGUUAGAUUUGUCAAGUUUAUCGUUGUUUCUAUUUGUGCUUUGUGCAGACGAGAGUAUCCACCACAGAUUACUCCUAAAAUGUGCUUAUUGGAAUGGUCUCGGAAACAGUAUCUUCCCCAGCCGGAAUAUGACACUAUUCAGAGACCAUUAGAUCGAUUCUUCUGUUCUACGGUGACAGUGGAUGGGAAGAAGUACAGGUCCACAGUGUGGGAAAAAUCCAAGAAGCUAGCAGAGCAGGCAGCUGCAAUUGCAUGUCUUAGAACUUUGCAACUUCCAGAGGGAAGACUGAGUGAAGGAGAAAACAACCCGAUCCACAAACGAAAGAGGGAUGAAAAAGAGGCCAUCAAUGGGACUGGAGUUACAGAGGACACUGAUUUAGAGUGUGCACAUAAAAAACAACAAAUCAUUCAGAAAACAUCAGAGCUGGACAGUUCAGCAGUGCCACAAUAACAAAAUGUGUUGUAAACAAACUGCAUUACUUUAUCAUGCCAUGUUUGCAUUUAUUUGAGUCAGUCCACCUAGAUGUCCCUUAGUAAACUCCAGAAUUACAGCAGUGUUAUUCAGCACUACAGAAGCAUACAUUGAGUUGUCAGACCAAAUUGGGCUGAUAACGUUUACAGAACAGUAGGCUGCUGUGGGGAGAAGUAUUAUAAACUUUAAACCUCAGCUUAACUUAUUACAUAACAGUAUUUUUCUGUGCAUUUUGUUCUCUGCAUCACAUGGACAUCCUUUUGUCAAAGGUUCUGCUGUAAAUGAUCUAGUAUCCUCCAGGUAAAGCUGCAACAGGACAUACCCAGCGGCAUAUCUACAGUGGGACAAACCUGACUAUUCAAAACUUCAUCUGGCGAAUAAGUAUGUAAAACAAAAUGCCUCCUACACCUUCUUUCUUUUUAACUCCCCCAGUUACACAGCAAUGGAAAAAACUGAAAAGGCUAAAAACUGAAUUAGUGGUAGUACACAAAUAAAAAUUGUGUCAGCAGUGACUUUUAGUAGUGCACAAAUAAAAACUAUGUCAUCAGUGACUCUUUAGUAGUGCACAAAUAAAAACUAUGUCAUCAGUGACUCUUUAUGGAAAACAGUGGUCAAAAAGUUGCAACUCGUUCCGGUGUACUCAGCAAGUUGCAAACCCAUCCACUUUACACUCAUACAAAGGUAGGAAACUCAUUGCCACUAACCUACUCCCAUCUGGCUCACUGACCCCUGACAUACAUCUGUCUUAGACCCUUGCAAAUGUACUGGUAGAGAGUUUGGUCCAGGGGUCUCAAGAGCCCUGUAGCUGGUGUUUCUCCAUGUUUUUUCCCAUCUUGGUGUACCUUCCGACUCAAAGAAGUAGUUUACUGUUUUGUCUAAGAUAUCUGCACUACUGGCUUUUUCCAUGAGAUCCAGCUCCUCUGUAUCACAGUCAUUCAGAGCACUGCAGUGCAGUUGCAGCCCCCCCCCCGCAACCUCAAAAUAGUUCUGUAUUUUAUUUUGUUUUAUUUUAUUUUUGUGUGUUAUGUCAGUCUCAUGAUGUGGACUCUAUUUUGUAACAGAAUCUGUGCAUCAAAAUGGAAAUUCCACAUUCUGCCCCUGGUGGACAGGGCUGUUUAUUUUACAUAAGUGUCAUUAGAUGAAUUUAAUACAGACAAAAACUUUGAACACAUCUGAACUAGUAUAAAACAUCAGCCUGUGUGGCUCUAAGCUAGUCACUUAGACAAUGCUCCUGAGAUGUAUCUCAAAAGGGGACGUGGAUCAGUGCUCUGCCAUGUUUAACGAAUACCAAUAAAUAAAUACAAUCAAAAUUAAAA